Arachis duranensis is the source of this 1374-nucleotide messenger RNA. Its product is annotated as protein NUCLEAR FUSION DEFECTIVE 4-like. The transcript is spliced from 3 exons. NCBI's taxonomy places the organism in Eukaryota, Viridiplantae, Streptophyta, Magnoliopsida, Fabales, Fabaceae. Gene Ontology annotation, cellular component: membrane. The annotation marks the transcript as partial. The record is from RefSeq and is a predicted model, not a curated record.
AAGCACCGUCGCGCAGCUCGGUUCCAUCGUCGCCGGGCUCGCCUCCUUUUUCUGUCGAGCAGAUCUGUUCUAUCGUCGCCGGCGCUAUCUCUGUUCCACCUGUCAUCCCUUCGGUCGUGCCCUUGUCCCCCUCUUGCUCAGGAUCUGCUCUGCUCUGUUCUAGGGCUUCUAGCUUCUAGAGACUGGUUUCACCGUACCAUUCAUUCCACCAUUAGAAUUGAUGGUUCUGGCUUCAUUCUUGUCCAUGUUAAUGAUCUUGAGCUCCAUAAAGAACUCUUUGCUUGCCAAAACAGCACUCUCAGCAAUGGAGAUGGUUAUACCUUGAUGAAUGAGAAUGGAUCCAUGUAUAGAACUCAAAGUGCUAAAAGUAGUGAUGUGUGUUGUGAGAGAGUGUUUGGGCAGGAUCAGUUGGCAAUGCUGGGUGAAGAGCACCCAACUGGAGUUCUUGUUAGAAGGUUAGAUUUUUGGCUUAACUAUGUUGCAUACUUCUGUGGAGGUACAAUUGGUCUUGUCUACAGCAACAAUCUUGGACAGAUAGCACAAUCUUUAUACAUGAGCUCAAGUACUUCAACACUUGUUACACUAUACUCAUCUUUCUCCUUUUUUGGCCGUUUGCUUUCAGCAGCACCAGACUAUAUUAGAAAUAAGUUCUACUCUGCAAGGACUGGAUGGCUAACCAUUGCGCUUAUGCCAACCCCAAUUGCGUUCAUCUUGCUUGCUUCACCAGAAAGUGCUGUAGCACUUCAUGCAGGCACUGCAAUAAUUGGCUUAAGCUCUGGAUUCAUAUUUGCAGCCGCGGUGUCAGUUACAUCAGAACUCUUUGGACCUAACAGUGUGAGCGUUAAUCACAACAUCCUCGUAACAAACAUCCCAAUUGGGUCACUUCUCUAUGGUUUUCUUGCUGCUCUGGUGUAUGAUUCUAAUGCUUACUCAAUACCAGGGAACUCAUUGUCUGAAACAUUGGUAUGCAUGGGAAGGAAAUGCUAUUUCUGGACAUUUGUAUCGUGGGGAUGCUUAUCUGUUGUGGGACUAGUUUCUAGUCUGCUCUUGUUCUUGAGAACCAAACAUGCUUAUGAUCAUUUUGAGAGACACCGAAUUUCAACACAAACACCAAUUGUUUCUUAACUCUUAGCAUUGUAUUGAAAUGAUCACCAUAGGAUUGUAUAUAGCAAUCAUAGCAGAAACUUGACAUAUCUUAUAUAGGCUAUGAUAUGAGAUAUUUAGAUCUAUAUACAAAGCCAGAUGAUAAGUAGAAACCAAAUUUGUAAUUUUUUAGGGCCUAUUGUUUCUUGGUAAGAGCAAAAAGACAAGCUUCAUUGAUUUUAUGACUUUAACCAAGACCUUUUGGCUUUUACUAUUUCAAGUCCUUUUGCU